AUGAAACUACCAUUUGAAGAUAAUAGUUUUGAUCAUGUUUAUACUAUUGAAGCUGCAAAAUGUUUUGCUGAAGUUAUUCAUGUACUUAAACCAGGAGGUUCUUUAGUUGGUUAUGAUUGGUGUUUCACUGAUAAAUAUGAUAGUCAAAAUUGUGAUCAUGUUGAAACAAAACGAUUAAUUGAAGAAGGUGAUGCAUUACCUGAUUUAAAAUCUACAUAUCAAUUGGUUGCAGAUCUGAAAUCUGUUGGAUUUACUAUUGCAGAAAGUCGAAUAAUUCCAGAAGGUGAUAUUUCAUGGUAUCAACCAUUAAAAGAUGGAGAUUCAUUUUUUACAUUAAACAAUUUUCGUACAAGUUUUCUUGGACCUGCUCAAGGUAGUCUAGCAACUCUUAAUAUACUUGAAACAGCAAGAGAUGGCAUAAUACGUGGUGGUGAAAGUGUUAUAUUUACACGUUAUUUCUUUUUUCUGGCAAGAAAAUCUUGA
Rotaria sp. Silwood1 is the source of this 483-nucleotide messenger RNA. Lineage: Eukaryota; Metazoa; Rotifera; Eurotatoria; Philodinida; Philodinidae. The record is from the annotation of a GenBank genome assembly.